This is a messenger RNA of Micromonas pusilla CCMP1545, 831 nucleotides long. RefSeq lists its product as uncharacterized. Lineage: Eukaryota; Viridiplantae; Chlorophyta; Mamiellophyceae; Mamiellales; Mamiellaceae. The record is from RefSeq and is a predicted model, not a curated record. Bases 1 to 831 code for a protein of 276 amino acids. Gene Ontology annotation, biological process: protein peptidyl-prolyl isomerization; protein folding. Gene Ontology annotation, cellular component: intracellular membrane-bounded organelle. Gene Ontology annotation, molecular function: peptidyl-prolyl cis-trans isomerase activity. The transcript has 3 exons.
AUGUCGCCGCUGCCGAGAUGCUUCUUCGACAUGAGCGUCGGCGGCACCCCCGCGGGGAGGAUCGUCUUCGAGCUCCGCGUCGACGUCGUGCCGAGGACGUGCGAGAAUUUUCGCGCGCUGUGCACGGGCGAGAAGGGCGUCGGGCGAUCGCGCAAGCCGCUGUCCUACAAAGGGAGCGCGUUCCAUCGCGUCAUCCCCGACUUCAUGUGCCAAGCCGGGGAUUUCACGAACGGCGACGGCACGGGCGGGGAGAGCAUCUACGGCGCCAAGUUCGCGGACGAGAACUUCCGCCUGCGGCACGUCGGCCCGGGCGUGCUUUCCAUGGCGAACGCGGGGCCCGACACGAACGGCUCGCAGGCGCGUCCCAUCUCACGCUGGUCCCCGUGCGACCCCUUCUUCAUCUGCACCGCGAAGACGGAGUGGCUCGACGGCAAGCACGUCGUGUUCGGGAGCGUCGUCGACGGCAUGGACGUCGUGCGCUUCAUCGAGCGCGUCGGGAGCAAGAGCGGGAAGACGGCGAAGAGAGUCGUCGUGACGGAUUGCGGCGAGCUCGACCCGGAGCUCGACGACGGCGGCGCCGCCGGCGUGACCGCAGCGGCGAGGGAGGUGGCGGCGCGUCGCCGCGCGGAGGAGGAUGAAGCCGCGCGGAGGACGAUGCUCGUGGGGCAGGAGGAUCCCGACGUCGCGUCCGCGCGGCGGUUGAAGCGGAUGCGGGAGGCCGCCGCGGGGAAGUCGUGGAACGCCGCGGGCGGGGCGACGGAGCCGCCGCGCGUCGGCGGACUCAGGUGCGUUCUGUACACUGGUCCCCAUACGACCGCGUUCGCGUGGUGA